Molecule: messenger RNA, 414 nt
Organism: Sclerotinia sclerotiorum 1980 UF-70
Lineage: Eukaryota; Fungi; Ascomycota; Leotiomycetes; Helotiales; Sclerotiniaceae
Exons: 2
Coding region: 1-414 (137 amino acids)
Source: RefSeq, a predicted model, not a curated record
AUGAUCAAUCCUGCAGAUAGUUACCAGUCGACAAGUCAGGAACCUCAGACUGGGUCUUCAACCGGCAUAAAUAUGGUCAGGGAUACAGCCAAAACGCAAUCAACCGAUGACUAUAAGCAAGUCCAAUACACGGACGUGCAUCGUGUGUGGUCGACCAAUGCAUCCACCUAUGACGGCAAUAGUCAAACCGAAACUCAGGGCUUCCUCAUCUCCGCCUCCGCUACCAAUGCCGAAUCAUUGACGCCAAUGGAGCGCUGGGCUGCCGAAAGCUCUGGGCAGGCUCCGUGGAAUCCAAUUAGUAGCAUCAAUACUUCAUUAUAUAACAUUGAGACUGGACACUCAGACAACUCUGUCCAUCAUCAGGAAAAGGCGGGUGAUGAUUGGAGUAUCUGCGGAAACCCAUCAACCAAGUAG